CAUUGAAUAAUCAUUCUCUAAACAUCUCCCUCAUUUUUUCUAGUUAGUACUUCCGAACCCUAAUAUUGGUUCAAAACUAUACCCUUUUCCUCUUUCUUAAUUGAAGUCUCUUCUUAAUUGAUUACCGCCCUUCGUUUUUAAUUUGUCUCUGGACUCGGUUCCUGGGUAGACCAGCGCCUACGAAACAAAACAAAAUUCUGCUCUCUCUCUCUCUCUCUCUCUCUCUCUCUCUCUCCUGUUGUUGUUUCGAACUGCAAAUGUGUCUUCUCUCUCCUCCCUAUAUCCCCAAUUGCUGAGCAGUAUAUGCUUAUUUCUCCGGUAGAAGUAGUACUAGUUGUGAAUAAAUCCAACAUUUUGUAAACCGAGUUGGGUAUUUGAUUUCAUGGACGGAAGUGGACAGUACAACCCUCGAACAGUGGAGGAGGUUUUCAGGGAUUUCAAGGGCCGCCGAGCCGGCAUGAUCAAAGCCCUCACCACCGACGUCGAAGAAUUUUAUCAGCAGUGCGAUCCUGAGAAAGAAAAUCUUUGCCUCUAUGGAUUCCCUACUGAGCAGUGGGAAGUUAAUUUACCAGCUGAAGAGGUGCCUCCAGAGCUCCCAGAGCCUGCAUUAGGCAUUAACUUUGCCAGGGAUGGGAUGCAAGAGAAAGACUGGUUGGCUCUAGUUGCUGUUCACAGUGAUGCAUGGUUACUUGCUGUGGCCUUCUAUUUUGGUGCUAGAUUUGGUUUUGAUAAAGCUGACAGGAAACGUCUCUUCAAUAUGAUAAAUGAUCUCCCAUCAAUAUUUGAGGUUGUGACAGGGAAUGCAAAGAAACAAGCGAAGGAUAAGUCAGCAGCCUCGAACCAUAGUAGCAACAAAUCCAAGCCAAACUCAAAAGCGCGAGGUUCUGAACCCCAGGGCAAAAACGGAAAGCCGAAGGAUGAGGAGGAGGAGGGAUUGGAGGAGGAAGAAGAGGAGGACGAGCACGGGGAUACCUUGUGCGGAGCAUGCGGAGAGAACUAUGGUACAGAUGAGUUCUGGAUUUGUUGUGACAUAUGUGAAAGGUGGUUCCACGGCAAGUGCGUGAAGAUCACUCCAGCUAGGGCUGAGCACAUCAAGCAGUACAAGUGCCCUUCAUGCAGCAGUAACAAGAGAGCGCGGCCUUAGAUACCAAUGUGGAUUUUUCUCUUAUCUCGUGCAUGUCUCCUCCAUCUUGCACUCAACUAACUGUUCAGUUUGUCAUUUUCAUUUUUCAUCUCUUACUUUUUCAUGAACUUCUUUUGAAUUCAGUACCAAGGUCCUGUUAAUCUAGGUUUUUUCGGAUACAUCACUUGUUUGCAUCUAUGAAUGUUCUCUGUUUCAUUCUGAUUGAACAUAUUCUCAGUUGUGAAUGUAGGAAUGUUUUCUCAA
This is a messenger RNA of Rhododendron vialii, 1387 nucleotides long. Its product is annotated as PHD finger protein ALFIN-LIKE 4-like. The transcript is spliced from 5 exons. The record is from RefSeq and is a predicted model, not a curated record. NCBI's taxonomy places the organism in Eukaryota, Viridiplantae, Streptophyta, Magnoliopsida, Ericales, Ericaceae. The coding region runs from base 383 to 1144 and encodes 253 amino acids. Gene Ontology annotation, molecular function: histone binding; transcription coregulator activity; transcription cis-regulatory region binding. Gene Ontology annotation, cellular component: nucleus. Gene Ontology annotation, biological process: regulation of DNA-templated transcription.